Molecule: messenger RNA, 3928 nt
Organism: Alligator mississippiensis (American alligator)
Lineage: Eukaryota; Metazoa; Chordata; Crocodylia; Alligatoridae
Gene: CCNY
Product: cyclin Y
Exons: 10
Coding region: 304-1329 (341 amino acids)
Biological process (GO): regulation of cyclin-dependent protein serine/threonine kinase activity; regulation of canonical Wnt signaling pathway
Cellular component (GO): cytoplasmic cyclin-dependent protein kinase holoenzyme complex; plasma membrane
Molecular function (GO): protein kinase binding; cyclin-dependent protein serine/threonine kinase activator activity
Source: RefSeq, a predicted model, not a curated record
GCAGCGGGAGGCGGUGCCGGCGGUCGGUCGGUCUGAGCCGGGGGCUUCCCCUCGGCCGCACGGCGGGGCGGGGCGGGCUGGGCCGGGCCCGGCGGGAGAUGAGCGGCCGCCCUUGAACCGGAGCCGCUCGCUCGCUCGCUGCCAUGGGGCCGUGCCCGGGCCGGGCUCCGCAGCGCGUGUAGCGGCGGGCGGAGGAGCCCCCGGGGGCCUUCCUCGCCGCCCAUGGCCCCGCGCCGCGCCUGGUGAGGGCCGCGCCCUGCAGCGCGCUACGCCGGGCCGGGCGAGGCGGCGGCGGCGGCGGCGAUGGGCAACACCACGUCGUGCUGCGUGUCGGCCAGCCCCAAGCUGCGCAGGAAUGCGCACUCCCGCCUCGAGUCCUACCGGCCCGAGGCCGAGCUGAGCCGCGACGACACGGGCUGCAACCUGCAGCACAUCAGCGACCGCGAGAACAUGGACGAUUUGAACAUGGAGUUCAACCCAUCAGAUCACCCACGGGCCAGCACAAUAUUCCUCAGUAAAUCUCAAACAGAUGUGAGAGAAAAACGCAAGAGUCUCUAUAUAAACCACCACCCUCCUGGGCAACUAAAAAGGAAGUACAGUUCUUGCUCCACUAUUUUCCUGGAUGACAGCACGGUCAGUCAACCAAACCUCAAGUAUACAAUUAAAUGUGUAGCUCUUGCAAUAUAUUACCACAUCAAAAACAGGGACACAGAUGGAAGAAUGCUCUUAGAUAUUUUUGAUGAAAACCUCCACCCCCUUUCGAAAUCCGAAGUGCCACCAGAUUAUGACAAACACGACCCAGAGCAGAAACAGAUUUACCGCUUUGUUCGGACGUUGUUCAGUGCUGCUCAACUGACCGCUGAAUGUGCCAUUGUCACCCUGGUAUAUCUUGAAAGACUUUUAACAUACGCAGAAAUCGACAUUUGUCCAGCAAACUGGAAGCGAAUUGUACUGGGCGCAAUUCUACUGGCAUCCAAAGUUUGGGACGACCAGGCAGUGUGGAAUGUGGAUUACUGCCAGAUCCUGAAAGAUAUCACAGUUGAGGACAUGAAUGAACUGGAGCGCCAGUUCCUUGAGUUGUUACAGUUCAACAUUAAUGUUCCUUCCAGUGUUUAUGCCAAGUAUUAUUUUGAUUUACGUUUCCUGGCAGAAGCAAAUAACCUGAGCUUUCCUUUGGAACCUCUCAGCAGGGAAAGGGCAUACAAACUUGAGGCUAUUUCCUGCUUGUGUGAAGAUAAAUAUAAGGACUUCAGGAAAUCUGCCAAGAAACGGUCAGUCAGUGCUGACAAUCUGACUGUGGUUAGAUGGUCCCCUGCGAUCAUCUCCUAACAGCGGAGCCAGGAUAUUCCUACAGAAGUACUGUUUCUUCCAUCCAGUUUUGGGGGGGUGGGUUAGGGAAAAAACAAGACUUUUGAUUUUUUUUAUUUUUAGAUCUGUCAAGCUGCCUUUACAGUGCCUCCCCAUUGUGUAGCACACAAGAAUAAAAUAUUGAGUGGAAGGAUACGAGAAAGAAGAAAUUUAUUUUUUGUCACUGUCACUAAGCUUUACAUUUUUGUGAGGAAACAGUGAAUUGAAUGCUUGGAAGAGGAAACAAAAAAAAUGGAGUAGAGGCCGAAAGAAAUUUGAGGUCGGUGCCAUUUUUUUUUAUUUGCUGUGCUCUUCAACAGAAACGACGGCAUGAAAAUAAGCCACGUGAUCAGUUUGACAGCGCACUAGAGGAUUGGGGCUGGGAAGGGUUCAAUUUAAAUUUUUCUCCUUAGUAUCUUUCUUAUUCCUCUUCUGCUUCCCUGGGUUACUUUUCUGUCUUUCCUUCUGCACAGCAGCAAAUACAAAGUUUGUAUCUACGGUAGCACAACCCUCUGAAUAAAUAGUAUCAGUUGGUUUUUUUUUCACUGCACUUUUCUCCAUAAGCUGUGUGAUUAGCAUUAUUCUUCAUAAUUAUUAUGCAUAUGUUAUGUUCCCCAUAUGCCUUUUAUUGUACUUUAAAAAAAAAUAACUUGACCACAGUGCUGAACCAAAAGUGUAUACAAGGAUCAGAUGAUCGUUCAUAAUGUCAUGAUGUAUUUUAUUUAUAGUAUAUGUGGGUGUGUGUGCCUUCCUGAGUUCUUGGAAUCAUGUAUUUUUCUUUGAUAUAAAGAUACAGUGGUGAAAGUGUUCAGGUGAUGAGACUUGGGCCAAAUUGCUAAAAUUUGCAUCACUCAUGUGGUCCAUUCUUCAGAUUUCAUAGUAUUAGAUGUUUAACAGAUUUCGGUCUGAAGGAAAUUUAUUUUGUAUGGCCUGACUCGUUCAUUCCUUCACCUCCAAGUCCAUUGUUGCAAGCAAUAUCCUCAAUUUUUAUAUGUUUACUUUAAAUCAAGUUAGUCUGUUUGUAUAAAAUAAAAAAACUUAAAAAAAAAAAAAGCUUUGUUCCAGUGAAAAAGGUCCAUAGAAAAGCAGAAUGUUAAUCUUAUCAAGGUAUUUAUCACAGUAGAUCAGAUUUUAAGAGUAUAAAAUAAACCUUUGCAUUUUUCAGUGUAGGUGCUUAUAAAAUUUAAACAAAAUUUAAACUGUGAACACCAUUUUCUGCUUUGAUUAUUAUACUUUACUGUUUGUUGUUAUUAGUUUCCACUUCUUACUAUGCCAGUUACCCUCAUGAGAUACACAAGAACCUUUUAUAACAAAUAUUGUAUUUGUGUAAAAACAUUUGCUUUAUAAUGCUUGUGUGUCAGAUUUUAUAAAGUUUUUUGCACAAUUUAGAAAGAAGAAAAAUCUGAGUUUUCUGAAUUCCUUUCUUUGCAAGUAUCAUUGAAAUGAAGGGCAGCAGACUUCUCAUGUUUGACCUGAUUUUAUGCACUACUACUUUAAACCAUAAAGAUUCCAUAUCAGAUUUUAAUAAGUCCUACAGGCUUAUAGCAGACCUUUGGGCCCAUAAACGCACUUUGUUUCCAGUGCAGUGCUGAUCAGAUGCCUUGAAAAUGGAGAGGCACUGAAAAGAUUGAAAUACUAAUACCAAACAGUUUUCUAUUAAUUUUCUAAUGUGACUUGUGUAUGAGACAUGAAGGUUUUGUCCAUAAAUUGUCCUGAUGUCUUUCAGGCCUUUAAAAUAAUCUAAUUCUCAUCCUUCAUUGAUGUGCCAAUGCAUCAGAACUGUGAGUACCUGUUAGCUUUUACCUUGAAUAUGGAAUGUAAGAAUGAAACAGAAGCAAACAAAAAAGAAAGCAUUUAAAAUGCUUUGACAAAUAAGUAAAAAAAAAAAACCAUUUUCAUAGCGUUUGAAAUGUAUCCCUUCCAAGCAUAAAUUUAGGUUUCACCAAUAUUUAAGAUGUUUUGAUUUUUCAACACUUUGCAGAACUAUUUUCAGUUAACUUCUUAGCAGGAAUAAUGGUUUAAUCCAUUUUUUUGAGUGAUAGAGAGAUGAGCUUUGAAUUAUGUAAAGAUCUCAGUACAUCUUCUAUAAUUUUUGUGGAGUUUAUUAAACUACUUUAAAGAUGUAUAGUCUAUUUAUUGUAUGUAUGUACAUACAGUCUGAUACUUAAAAAAAAAAAAAAAAAAAAAAAGUGGAUUCCGUAAAACCUGGCUCAGUCUUGUUUAGACUAUUGAAUAUCGUUUUAGCCUUGUGCACUGGACUCUACCUCUGUAUAGGAGAAUUUUUUCCAUAUUCUUAAUUAGUACUGAUUCUGUGAUUAACUUGGUUAUGUUUCUUGCACUAAGAAUUAAAAAACAAAAUCUGCUGUAAGUGUGGAUUUUUUUCUUUAGUUUCAGUUUUGUAGUUUGGAUCACUUAUACCUAGAAGGACAUUUCUUUCCCUCAUGGGUAUAGAAUUCUUCUUUCUGCUCUGGUCUGUUCUAAAUUUGCCAAAAAAUACAGUACCUAUGAAUUAAUCUUAGUGAGUGUAAUUUGUUUGCAAAGGAUUAAUACCAUGUAAUUAAAGGUUGAUUAUUUAGGAUUA